Monoraphidium neglectum is the source of this 1491-nucleotide messenger RNA. RefSeq lists its product as hypothetical. The transcript is spliced from 2 exons. The record is from RefSeq and is a predicted model, not a curated record. The coding region runs from base 1 to 1491 and encodes 496 amino acids. Lineage: Eukaryota; Viridiplantae; Chlorophyta; Chlorophyceae; Sphaeropleales; Selenastraceae.
AUGAGGGACGCCGGGGAGGUGGCGCGCAGCUCGGGCAGCAAGCGGGUCAUGGGCGCAGUGCGCGAGAACGGUUUCAACGCCCGCGGCGCCGCUGCGCGCGCCCAGAAGCGCGCACGCGCGCAGGCCGGCGCCAGCGAGGCCGACGCCCCCGCGCCCGAGCGGCGCGCGAGCAGCAGCAGCAGCUGCGACGUCGCCCCUGGGCCGCAUGCGGUCAAGGCCGCAGGCGGCGCGCCUGGCGCUGGGGACGCGCCUGGCGGCGCGCCUGCGUGCCUCAGUGCCAACGCACAACAGCAGCGCGGGGGCAUGCCUGAGAUCAAGCACGACCCGGCGGCUUUCGCGGCUGCAAUGGCGUUGCCUGGUGGCGCUUUGCAGGCGUUGCCUGGUCUACCGGACCUGGGCGCCCCGCCGCGCGCCGCCGCUGCGACAGCUGCCGCUGCCGCCGCGGCGGAGGUGUACUCCGUGCUGAACGGCGCCGGCUACCUGUCGCCGCUAGGGCGCUGCGGCGAUGGUGGGGCGGCGUCGCCGGCGGCGGGCGGGCAGCAGCAGCUGCAGCAGCAGCAGCAGCGCGCCACGGCCACUUGGAGCGGCAGCUUCGACAGCAGCGCCACUUGCGUCGAUUUUGGGGGGCACAACUGGCCCCACGCCACGCCCACAGACGUGGCGUUGCACGGCCGUUUGCAGCUCCAGCACGCCGUGUCUGCGCCUAUGUCGCAGUUCGCGGCCGCCGGCCUGCCGCCAGCGUCGCCGGCCAUCGCGCCCGGCGCGUCGGCGGCCGUCCCGCGUGGUGGUUUUCAGGGGCACAGUGCGACGGCGAGCCCGAGCACGGACCAGCGCUGCGGCGCGGCUGCGCUCAGGGCAGGCACAGCCGCCGCGGAGUACGGCGCGCAGCCGUGGCUGCUGGCGGCCCAGCUGUCAGAGCAGGAGGAGCAGCUGAGGCAGCGGGUGUCCCAAGACAGCGGCCUCAGGGAGCAGCUGCACGAGCGACUGCAGCUGCUGCAACGGCGGCAGGAGCGCGCGCAGCAGCUGCAGGCGCUGCUGCAGCAGCAGCAGGCGCAGGCGCUGCAGCAGCAGCAGCUGUAUGAGCAGCAGCGGCACCUCGCGCAGGUGCAGCAGCAGCUGCACGCGCUGCACCGCCACGCGCACUCGCACAUGCUGCUACCGCAGCUCUCUGAGGGCGCGGCCGGGGCGCUGCUCCCUUACGGCUUUGGUGCUGAAGGCCACCCUGCAGAGUUCAUGGCAGCUCCGCCCCACGCCGACCUGGUCGCAGGCGGCGGCUGCGCGCUCGGCGGCGUGCACGGCUGCCACCCGCACCAUGACGCGUCGGCGGCUGCGGCGCAUGCGCUGGCAUAUGAGGUGCCCGCGCCGCUCACGCAUGGCUAUGCGCAUGCGGAGGCGCAGCAGCUCGCGGACUGCGGCCAGGGGCAUGGGCAUGGCGAGAUCGAUCUGGCGGAGGACGUGGAUCUGGACAUGCUGCUGGACUGGAUGAGCUGA